Messenger RNA from Harpegnathos saltator (Jerdon's jumping ant), 4612 nucleotides. RefSeq names its product RNA helicase aquarius. Gene Ontology annotation, cellular component: catalytic step 2 spliceosome. The transcript has 15 exons. Gene Ontology annotation, molecular function: mRNA binding; helicase activity. The coding region runs from base 163 to 4533 and encodes 1456 amino acids. The record is from RefSeq and is a predicted model, not a curated record. NCBI's taxonomy places the organism in Eukaryota, Metazoa, Arthropoda, Insecta, Hymenoptera, Formicidae. Gene Ontology annotation, biological process: mRNA splicing, via spliceosome.
UUUAUAAUAACUUAAUAUGUGACAUUAAAAGUAACCUAAUUAAAAGUUAAGGAAUUGAUACUAGACAGUAUAGCUUGUUCCUUGCGUGUAACAUUGAUGAACGGAAUUAGCUUAAGUUAGGUUAACUCCGAGUGUGUUUAAAUAUAAUUAUACAAAAACACGAUGGAAAAUCAAAAUGCGCAGUCUGUCAAGAGCAAUAAUCCCGCUCCGACGGUGGAACAAAUCAAUGCAGACAGGAUUACCCAGCUUGCGAACAAAUAUUGGGCACCACAUACUACAGACAAGCAUUUACUAUUCAGUUCUCAGAUAGUGGAAGAAAUUUAUAUACAAGAAAUAUGUACGUCAAAGUUCUCCAUUAGAAGGAUUAUGAUGUUGGAGUUUAGCCAGUACCUGGAAAAUUUUCUAUGGCCUAAUUAUAAUGCAGAGAAUGCUGCGAGAGCACACACCAUGUCUAUUGUUGUUAUGGUAAAUGAAAAAUUUAGAGAACGAGUGCAAGUCUGGGAAGCAUUUGAAAAAAAUUCAACGCAUUUUGCUGGAUUCUUUCAAAAAGUUCUGGAAGCAUGUCUAGAAAAGAGCAUAGCAGACUUUGAGUUGAAGGAACAGACAGCAUUGAUAGUGUUUUUGAAUCAUUGUUUUAAUUCAAUGGAAGUAUCUUUAGUUAGAGAAGAGGUGAAAAGAUUGGUCUCAUUGCCAAUGUGGAUUUCCUUGCAACAAGGUAGAAGAGAACUAGAGUUUAGAAAAUAUCCUAAAUGGAGAAAAUAUUGGAAAAUUAUAAGGAAAAAGGAUGAUCCAGAAUAUAAAGAAAAACUUGAAUGGGAACGUAGGUUUUUGCACAAACUGAUGAUAAAAUUUAUGACAAUAUUGGAGACAAUUCCUGCAGAAGGAGUUGUACUAGCAGACAAAGUGCGCUACUGCGAAAGAUUUUUGGAGCUGAUUAUUGACUUGGAAGCUUUACUUCCUACCAGACGUUUCUUCAAUACUGUUAUGGAUGACAAUCAUCUGGUGGUGCGCUGUCAGCUGUCCAAUCUGCUACAUCGUCCAGAAGGUAGUCUGUUUGGCCAGCUCCUGGAGAUGCUGAAAUUCUACGCCCGAUUCGAGAUAAGCGAGGAAACUGGUAACCCUUUGACUGAUCACGAUAUGACGCAGUUGCACUACGCUAAAAUUACGUCUCUUCAGAAUGCAGUCUUCGCGAAAUUCCCGGAUCUGCGGAGCUUUGCGUUGGCUAACGUAGCUAGCGUCGACGUCAGAGACGCUCUUUACAAGCACUUUGGUACGCUCAGUCAAGAGAAACUGAGAGCCAUCGCGAGUUACUUAAAUUUAGUGCCGCCCGAGGAGCGUGAGAAAGAUGAGAACUGGUAUCGCUUGGACAUAGACUUUCUGCGUGAACUAUUGAUAUCGCGACACGAGCGUAGACCAUCGCAGCUGGAGGAGCUGAAUGAGAUGCCGCUCUAUCCGACCGAGGAUAUCAUCUGGAACGAGAGUGUCGUCCCGACCGAGUACUUCUCUGGCGAGGACUGCCUGGCCCUGCCGAAAUUGAACCUUCAGUUUCUCACGUUGCACGAUUACUUACUACGGAAUUUCAAUUUAUUUCGCCUGGAGUCUACGUACGAGAUACGACAGGAUAUCGAGGAUGCCGUAAGCAGAUUGAGUCCUUGGCGGGCCGAGGACGGUGGCGUCUAUUUCGGCGGAUGGGCCAGGAUGGCUCAACCGAUUACACAAUUCGCGGUGGUCGAAGUGGCUAAACCUAACGUGGGCGAAAACAAACCAUCCAGAGUACGUGCUGACAUCACGAUCAAUCUCAGCGUUCGUAAAGAGAUUAAAACCGAGUGGGAAAAUCUUCGUAAGCACGAUGUGUGCUUUCUCAUCACGGUCAAGCCGCCCAAUCCUAUCGGCACCAAAUACAGCCACAAGCUUCCUUUCGUGUCCCAAGUAGGACUGACCACGGUGCGUGGCUGUGAAGUUGAGGGUAUGCUCGAUUCGAAUGGCAGAGUGAUAGAGGACGGCCCGGAACCGAGGCCAAUUUUACCUGGUGAUUCUCGUACCUACAGAGUGUGGUUAGACUGUAAUCAGUACCGGAUAGACAUGGACAACGCCAGUCAUGGCGGCGAGGACGUAUACGAAGGAUUUAAUAUUAUAAUGAGACGUAAACCCAAGGAGAAUAAUUUCAAGGCGGUUUUAGAAACGAUUAGGGAGCUCAUGAAUACCGAAUGUGUUGUUCCGGAUUGGCUGCAUGAUAUAAUCCUCGGAUAUGGCGACCCCGGUGCGGCCUGCUAUUCGAGAAUGCCGGAUGAGAUCGCGACGAUGGAUUUCAACGAUACGUUUCUCGACAUAGACCAUCUACGAGCAAGUUUCCCUUUAUACGAGAUCAGUAUAAACCCCGAGGAUGAGAAAGAUCUCGUGCGGCCGUUCCAGCUGACUUUCGAGGAUGUUCUAGCAAAGCGCAAUAAUGAAUCCGUGAAGAAAAUUAUCAGGGUAAAACCACAUGUACCACCCAGCCGAGGUCCAUACAGAGCAAAUGAACCGAAGAAGAAUCAGAUCCCUUUCACGCCGACGCAGGUUGAAGCUAUUCGAGCUGGAAUGCAACCGGGUCUGACGUUAGUAGUGGGUCCACCCGGUACCGGCAAAACGGAUGUCGCCGUACAGAUCAUCUCAAAUUUGUAUCAUAACUUCCCGAAUCAGAGAACACUCAUCGUCACACAUUCCAAUCAAGCGCUCAAUCAGCUGUUUGAGAAAAUCAUGGCGCUCGACAUCGACGAGAGGCAUCUUCUGCGUCUCGGUCACGGUGAGGAAGCUCUGGAAACCGAGAAGGAUUUCAGUCGUUAUGGCAGAGUCAACUAUGUCCUUGCUAAGCGCUUGGAUCUACUUCUAGAAGUUCAGCGGUUACAGGAAUCGUUGAAUGUGAAGGGUGAUGUCGCGUAUACCUGCGAAACGGCAGGAUACUUCUUUAUGUAUCAAAUAUUCACGAGGUGGGAUCGCUUCGAAGCCAGGAUCAAACAGCGGCAGAGUACGAGCGAAAAAUCCGACUUGGCCUCCAUAGUCGACGAGGAAUUUCCAUUUCACAAAUUUUUCGACAACGCACCUCAGCCGCUCUUCAAGCGGAAUACGUACGAGGAAGAUCUCAAGAUCGCCUGCAGCUGUUAUCGGUACAUCGAAAGGAUAUUCGCCCAGCUGGAAGAAUUUCGCGCAUUCGAAUUACUGAGAUCCGGCCUCGACAGAUCGAAGUACUUGCUCGUAAAGGAGGCCAAGGUGAUCGCCAUGACGUGUACACAUGCAGCGCUCAAGAGACGCGAACUUGUUGACAUGGGCUUCAAGUAUGAUAACAUCCUCAUGGAGGAAUCCGCGCAGAUUUUAGAGAUCGAGACAUUCAUACCGUUGCUGUUGCAAAAUCCCCAAGAUGGCUACAAUCGCCUGAAGCGAUGGAUAAUGAUAGGUGAUCACCAUCAGUUGCCGCCUGUCAUCAAGAACAUGGCGUUUCAAAAAUACUCGAACAUGGAGCAAUCGUUAUUCGCGCGCUUUGUGCGUCUCGGUGUGCCCACGGUUGACUUGGAUGGUCAAGGUCGUGCCAGACCCAGCAUUUGCAAUCUUUAUAAUUGGCGUUACAAGAAAUUGGGCAAUCUGGCGCAUGUGGAGCACAGCCCCGAAUACCUGGUGGCAAAUGCUGGCUUUCUGUACGACUUUCAAUUGGUCAAUGUCGAAGACUUCAAUGGCGUCGGUGAGAGCGAACCAAGCGCCUACUUCUAUCAGAAUCUCGCCGAGGCUGAGUAUUGCGUUGCUGUGUUCAUGUACAUGCGUCUGCUGGGUUAUCCGGCCGACAAGAUCAGCAUAUUAACUACCUACAAUGGCCAAAAGCAUCUCAUAAGAGACGUAAUCAACAUCCGAUGUGCGAACAAUCCGCUGAUAGGUCGGCCCAACAAGGUGACCACCGUUGACAAGUAUCAGGGUCAGCAAAACGAUUACAUUCUAUUGUCUUUGGUGAAGACACGCGCAGUCGGCCAUUUGAGGGACGCAAGGCGUUUAGUAGUCGCGAUGUCGCGUGCCCGUCUCGGCCUCUAUGUCUUUGCCCGCGUGUCCCUCUUCAAGAACUGUUUCGAGCUGACGCCGGCAUUCGAUCAGCUGAUGCAGAGACCAUUAAAGCUACAGCUCUUACCGCAGGAGGUCUAUCCUACUGAGCGACUGUAUGAUGCUGUGCCCCCGACUGUCCCGAUGGAAAUCGAGGAUAUGCCGCAUAUGGCUAAGUUCGUCUACGAUUAUUACAUGGAGAAAGUCAGCGGUAUGAAGGAAUCGCAGAAGAUGUGGCAGAAACCAGGAACCAUGCAAACCACGAGUAACCGAGUGCACAAGAUACCUGCUCACCCUGGUGCCGACGACGAUACCGACGACGAUGACGAUGACGACAAGGAUAACAACAACGAGGAAGCAGAGCAAAGCAAAGCGGAAACGAAAGAGACCACGGAAGAGACGGCAGAGACCAAGUAUGAACCAAUCAAGAAUUUAGUCGAAGAUCCUCCGAGCGAGGCUGAAGAUGACAGUUGAACGAGCCACGUCACUUACCUAUGCGCGCAUGCAAAGAUUGACACUACACUGGGCAACGUGUCGACACAUUGUAGAGGUU